Colletotrichum chrysophilum is the source of this 954-nucleotide messenger RNA. RefSeq lists its product as uncharacterized. The record is from RefSeq and is a predicted model, not a curated record. Bases 1 to 954 code for a protein of 317 amino acids. Gene Ontology annotation, molecular function: amino acid transmembrane transporter activity. Gene Ontology annotation, cellular component: membrane. Lineage: Eukaryota; Fungi; Ascomycota; Sordariomycetes; Glomerellales; Glomerellaceae. Gene Ontology annotation, biological process: amino acid transmembrane transport. The transcript is spliced from 3 exons.
AUGACCAUCAUUGGCCUCAUCAUCGGCGGACUAGUGAUCAACCUCGGCGGCGGGCCCAAUCAUGAGCGUCUUGGUUUCCGUUACUGGCAAGACCCCGGAGCCUUCAACAGCUAUAUUGUUCCUGGCUCAGCUGGAGGCUUCCUGGCUUUCUGGAAAGUGUUGCUAUCUGCUGCCUUCAGCUACGGCAACAUCCAAGUUGUGGCUAUUUCUGGCUCUGAGACUCGCCAUCCGAGGAAGAUUAUUCCUGCUGCGACUAGAAAGACCUUCUUUCGAGUCUUUGUCUUCUAUGUUCUCAGCAUUCUCAUUGUUGGGAUGAUUGUUCCAUCCAACGACCCUGCUCUGAGCGUCUCAACUGGCACAGCUCAACAAUCCCCAUUCGUCAUCGCCUUCACUCGCUCUGGCGUGUCUGUCUUGCCAUCGAUCAUCAACGCUGUCGUCUGCACAUCUGCAAUCAGCAGUGGAUCAGCCUGCGUCUUCAUUGCCUCUAGAACGCUUUAUGGCCUCAGCUGCGACGGUCAUGCCCCCAGGAUCCUCCAACGCUGCAACCGGUUUGGAACGCCGUAUGUCGCUGUGGCUUUGACAUGCGUCUUAUUUCCGCUUGUGUACCUGAAUGUUGGAAACAACACAUCCGUUGUGUUUGGUUGGUUCGUGAACAUCACAACAGUCGCUGGUCUUAUUGGCUGGAUUGUAAUCGAGGUCACCUACCUCCGAUUCUAUGCAGGACUGAAGGCACAAGGAUAUUCUCGGAAAGAUCUCCCCUAUCGAAGCCCUGGCCAGCCUUACGUGUCAUGGGUCACGCUAGUUGUUGUUGUUCUGGUUGUCUUCUUCUCCGGCUUUGACGUCUUCACCACCGGAAAUUUCACGGCCUCCGGAUUUCUGACCUGUUAUCUGAACGUCUUCAUCUUUGCUGGUAAAACGUUUCCCAUUGCCUACUGUUAUUUGUCAGCGAGCUAA